AUAUAUAUAUAUAUACGUCUGAAGAAUAGAAGUCUUUGUUUCGAACAAGUAGCCUCCGGGAACGAAGAUGAUAUAAGAAAACGUACGGAAUCCAAAUGUAGGUUGAAAAGAAUCGCGAUCGCGCGAAGAAAGCAAUAUAUGAUAUGAGAAUAUAUUAUACACGGUCUCAACUGUUUUAAAUCGCGAAAUACCUUACGUCUAAAAAGCGAAAAUAAUUGAAGGGAAUUAUAACUAAGUUAUACCAUUGUGUGCGUAUUAAUAUACAUUGAUCGUUAACUAAGGAUUGAAGAUAAGAUUUUCUCGAGAAUAAGAUUCGUUUAAUAUUAGCUGCGUGUAAUAUUUCUUCCAACACGCAACUACAAUAACAAGAAGCCGCAGAUGAAUCUUCGCGCACACACUGUGCAUUAGUCACAUAUAAUUCGCCCCACCUACGUAGUAGUCAAACAGAUUUUUUGUUCUCGAUAAACUGAUAAUCGCGGGUGAAGAGAUAAACGGAAAGUGCGGCAGAUAGACAGUGGCGAAAGAUACUCUCAGUAGGUCAAUCAAAUCUAGUAAGUCAUGUCAUCGACGAAAAGACGUGCAACGAACGCGCUGCGUAUGUCGCGGACGCGGAUGGCCGACAUUAAAUUCAAGGAUCUGUUGUAUGAGGUUCAAGUUGGAUAUCGCAAAACCAAGAAGCAAAUCCUGAAGGGCCUGAACGGAGUCUUCAAGGCCGCGGAGCUGACGGCUAUUAUGGGACCGUCCGGUGCCGGGAAGUCCACGCUGCUGAACAUUUUGACCGGGUUUCAACAGGGAAGAUUGACGGGCACGAUCGAGUACAUCAGCGGCGAGGGUAGCCAGAAUUGGAACAGGUACAAGAAACAGUCGUGCUACAUCCAGCAGACGGACAACUUGUACGGCCUGUUCACCGUACAAGAGAGCAUGAUGUUAGUAAGCUAUUUGAAGAUCGCCAACUGUGCGACGAAAAUAUUCAGGCAGCUACUGAUCGACAACAUCCUGGACAUGUUGAAGCUAUCGACAGUGAAAGACACAAAAGUCGACCGGCUCAGCGGGGGACAGAAGAAGAGGCUGAGCAUCGCUCUGGAACUGAUUGACAAUCCGCCGAUACUGUUCUUAGAUGAACCGACUACCGGCCUGGACUCGUCGUCGUCCCUGCAAUGCAUCUCCGUGUUACAAACUCUGGCGAGGAGUGGCCGAACGGUGAUCUGCACCAUACAUCAGCCCAGCGCAGCGAUCUACCAAUUGUUCGACUAUAUUUACUUGGUGGCCGACGGUCAAUGCUUAUACGCCGGCAGGCCCGACAACACGGUGAGCUAUUUCAAACAGCAGGGUUUUCAGUGUCCCCAGUAUCACAAUCCCGCGGACUACAUUUUGGAGGUGGCCAACCGAGAGUACGGGGAUUACAACAAUCAACUAAUCGCGGCGGCCAAGAAAUAUUGCCAGAGAGAGGAGACGCCCUUGAAGGUACGCCUCAUGAGAGAAGCGUCGUUCUACGACGAGAAAACAAAGUUGAUGAUGGACCCACCCUCGGAACUGACGAAAUUCAAGAUAUUGCUAUAUCGUGGCGCCCUGAUAGUGUAUCGAGAUUGGACGGUGAGUCACAUCAAGAUAAUCUUGCACUUCCUCGUGGCAAUCCUGUUGGGUUUGCUGUUCGAGCAUUCCGGCGAGGAUGCCAGCAAAAGCAUCAGCAACCUUGGUUUCUUGUUUAUAACCGGGGUAUACUUCAUCUACACCAGCAUGAUGCCAGCUGUGUUGAAAUUCCCAUUGGAGCUGAACAUUCUGAAGAAGGAGCGCUUCAACAAUUGGUAUCAGCUGAGGACUUACUACAUAGCCACGCUGGUAAUUGCUUUACCGUUGACCAUAUUUUCCGCUUUUGUUUACUCGGGCACCUCUUACGUUCUAACUAAGCAACCUAUGGAAUGGCUCCGGUUCCUCAUGUUUGUACUCAUCAUAUCCCUAACGUGUUUCAUCUCGGAGAGCGUAGGCUUGGGUCUAGGGACAUUUUUCAAUCCCGUUAAUGGCACCUUCUUCGGCUCUGUUAUCUGUUGCGUGAUGCUGACGCUAGCCGGCUUUCUGAUAUUCUUUAAUCACAUGCCGAAGAUCUGUUAUUACAUUAGCUUUAUGAACUACUACAAAUAUAGUCUCGACGGAAUGAUACUGGCGAUUUAUGGCUUUCAACGAAAGGCAAUAUCUUGUCCGAGUAACAUCGACUAUUGUCAUUUACGAACACCGUCGUUGAUACUAGAAGAGCUGCGUAUGCACAAAUCCAUAUUCUGGAUCGACGCCGUCAUCCUGUUCGUCUGGUUCGUGGUCGUUCGGACCGUCGUUUAUGUGUCGUUAAAAAGGAGACUUUCAAAAGUGUGAUAAUCCCGUGCGUUGUUGGUGAAGCGGGCAUUAUUGUUCUAUUCUAUUUAAGCAUCCGCCAAGAUCUUCCGGCUUCCACAAGCAACGUACUGCUUUCGUACCGAAGAUGACCAGAGAAGCACGUAGACAUAAGUAUGUUCCGUAAGGUGUAUUCGCGAAAUAUGUCAGGAGAAAUUUGCGUAAUGUCAGUGUGGCUGUGACAAUAUAUCGCUUCGUAAUAAAAUUUUUCCGUCAAGAUUUAGAGGUAAAAAGGUAGUAAUAAUGCCUAAAUAUAGUAUACUCAUCUCCUCGUAGCGAGAUCUUUUCACUGAAUCUUAAAGGUAAAAGAUAGUGAUAGUUUCUAAAUAGAACCGGGACGUCGGUUGCAAUGAAAGAAAUGCUUACACAACUUAUGUGCAGCAGGAAGUAAAAGUAACGUUUAUAAUUGAGUUGGUUUUUCUAACUCGAUUUGAUGCAAACUAGCGGGUAAGAUACGGAGGACGGUUGUAGAAAGUGAACUAUGACAUUGUGGACGCCAAGUGCGCGACGAUACUUUCACGCUCGUGCUCGAUGAGGCACGUGCUGGAGACGAUAAUGGACGUAUCAUCAUGAGUAUUUCACGCUAAUGUAAUUAAAUAGAUGAAAAAAUUCGAAUGCAUUUUACUGAUUUGUAAUCCUCCUUGAACUUUAUACUAAUAAUCAUGAUUUUUUUUCCGGAAUUUCCAUGUUUUUUUUAGAUCAAAUUUAUUAACGGUGCCUGAAUGACUGCAGCUCAUGAAAGUAUUCAAUAGGACCUCUAGCUAAUUUUUUAAACAUACUACCUCUCCAAUAUUUCUUGUGCACAGCUACAUAGGUAUAUAUCAUACAUUAUGCAAAAACGGUUUCCGCGAACUGCACUUAUAAAGUUUCCUUUCAAUUUGCUUCUCUGAUUAUGAGUAGUAUGCAAAUAAAUUUAUAUGCGCGAUAUUACAAGUUGUUGAAAUAAAUAUUUACUCAAGAAUAUGCAUAAAUAAAGCACAUAAGUACGUA
This is a messenger RNA of Wasmannia auropunctata (little fire ant), 3372 nucleotides long. RefSeq names its product ATP-binding cassette sub-family G member 1. The transcript has a single exon. Lineage: Eukaryota; Metazoa; Arthropoda; Insecta; Hymenoptera; Formicidae. The record is from RefSeq and is a predicted model, not a curated record. Gene Ontology annotation, molecular function: ABC-type transporter activity; ATP hydrolysis activity; ATP binding. Gene Ontology annotation, cellular component: plasma membrane. The coding region runs from base 559 to 2364 and encodes 601 amino acids.